Lodderomyces pseudojiufengensis is the source of this 3222-nucleotide messenger RNA. RefSeq names its product ubiquitin-ubiquitin ligase. Lineage: Eukaryota; Fungi; Ascomycota; Pichiomycetes; Serinales; Debaryomycetaceae. Gene Ontology annotation, cellular component: nucleus; cytoplasm; ubiquitin ligase complex. Gene Ontology annotation, biological process: protein polyubiquitination. The record is from RefSeq and is a predicted model, not a curated record. Bases 1 to 3222 code for a protein of 1073 amino acids. Gene Ontology annotation, molecular function: ubiquitin-ubiquitin ligase activity. The transcript has 2 exons.
AUGAAGUAUUCAUUAUGUCUGAUUAGGGCAAAAAGAUUAGCUAAAUUAGCUGCAUUACAAUCAAAUAAUAAUAGUAGUAGUAAUAUCAAUGAGACAUCAAGUGGGUCUAACGACCAAAAAUCAGCAUCAUCAGAUACAACGUCGGAGCCUGUAAAUAUAACAAAUCAAAACGAAGGUGUGGUAAAUACACCUCAAACUCGAACUCAACCACAACCCCAACAAUCCUCUAAACCAGUUGCCACAAAAAUUGAAAACACCCCAAACCCAUCAUCUACACCAACAAUAUCAAAAGAGGAACACAUAUCACAAUGGAUGAUCACACAAUUAAAACAUUUAUUCAAUGUAACUUUGGAUAUCACCGAUAAAUCAAAUAAAUCACUUUAUUUACCAAGUUUAUGUCAUGAUUUAAAAAAUUCAGAAAAUAAUUUACUUGAUGGAAACUUAUUAGAUUCAAUAUUUAUGGAAAUUUUAACUGAAGUUGGGACAAAAAGUAAGAGACCAAUUGAUUAUUUAUAUUCCAUAUAUAGAUUAGCUUUUAAAGAAAAAAGAUCAAUACCUGUUAAAACUCCUUAUUAUCAAGAAAAAAUUGAAAUUUUAAAUCAAAUUAUAAAAUUAUCUGUACGAUAUGGUAAUAUGGGAUUACUAAUACCAGAUAUGUUUUUAUCAAAUGAUUUAAAAUUAGCAUUAGAUUCAUUUAUAAAUCAAUUUGGUGAUAUGUCACCAUAUUUAAUUGAUAUAAUACAAGUUAGUUAUGAAGAAGAAACAUUAUUAGAUUUAUUAAAUUUAAUUUUUCCAUAUAUAAGUUCAAUUUUAGUUAAAUGGGAUUUUAAAGAUCAAAGAUAUUUAAAUUAUUUAUCAAUAAUUCAAACUUUAGUUUCAAUAAAACCUGUUGCUUCAAUUUUUUCACAAAUUGAAGGUUUUAAUCCACUUGAUAAAUCUCAAGGUUUAAAUUUUGAAUAUAGAUCAUUACUUGGACCAAUUUUAAGAUUAUCUCCAUUAACUGACAGUUUAAAAUCUUAUUUCGAUGAUGAUAUAACUAAAUUAUCUUAUCCACAAUUAAAUAAUGCAUACCAAUCUAUUCAAAAUGAAUAUAAAGUUGUAAUUGAUCAAUUGUUUAUAAUAGUAGAUAAAUUGAUAAGAGGUUCAGCUAAAACUAGACAAGAUUUAUUGACUUGGUUAGCUGAAUUAAUAAAUUUAAGUCAUUUAAGAAGAGGUAGUCAUGUACAAUUUAAUACUGUACCUGGAGAUGGAAUUAUGUUUAAUAUAACAAUAAUAUUAACAAAAUUAAGUAUGCCAUUCUUAGAUUAUCCGGUUUAUGCUAAAAUUGAUAAAAUAGAUGUUGAUUAUUUUACUAAAAGCACUUUAUUAGAUAUAAAAGAAGAAUCAAGAGUUAAUUCAACUAUUCAAGAAGCUAAUGAAUAUAGUGAAAAUAGAAAAAAAGAAAUUGGAAAUAUUGAACCUUCAAAUUUUGUAUCAGAUUGUUUUAAUUUAACUUUAGCAUAUUUACAUUAUGGUAUUGGUGGUAUAUUUAUUAAAUUUGAUAGAUUAAAACGUCAAAUUGAUCAAUUUGAACAAAGAAUUAAAUUAAUUGAAGCAGGUAGAUCAAUUCCUGGUAUGGAAACAGCUAAUUUAGAAAUGAUGAGAAGACAAUUACCAGCAUUAAGAAGUCAUCUUGAAAAAUCAAAAUCUCAAUUACAUUGUAUUAGUGCAGUUUUUAGUUAUAGAGAUUUACAAUUAGAAAUAUUUGAUUUUAUAAUUGGAGCAACUGUUUUUAUAACAAGAUUAAUUGAUCCAAAACAUUCAUAUCCAAAAGAUACAUUAUCUAUACCAAUUUUCAAAAUUACUAAAGUUUCAGAAUUAGAUGAUCAUGAUUUUUUAAAAAGUAAAACUCCCGUUCCUUGGAAAUAUUAUCCAGAAUUUUUAUUAGAAGGUAUGAUAAAUUAUUGUAAAUUUUCAGCAAAUUUUAGAGGUUGUCCAUUGGUUUCAAAUGAAGAUAAAUUAACAUUAUUUGUUGAAUUUACAACUAUAUUAUUAAGAUGUCCUGAAUUAAUAGGUAAUCCUCAUAUGAAAUCUAAUCUUGUUGAAAUCUUAUAUAUUGGAUCAGUUUCAAGACAAGAUGGAUCACUGGGUUUUAUGAUUUCAAUAUUUGAUAAAAAUAAAUUAGUUAUGAAAAAUUUAUUAUAUUCAUUAUUAGAUUUUUAUGUUAUGGUUGAAAGAACAGGUGCAUCAUCACAAUUUUAUGAUAAAUUUAAUAGUCGUUAUUAUGUUUCAGUAAUUUUAGAAGAAUUAUGGAACAUACCUGAAUAUAGAUUACAAUUAAAAGAUUAUUCUGAAAAUAAUGUUGAAUUUUUUAUAAGAUUUAUUGCAAGAAUGUUAAAUGAUACAACUUAUUUAUUAGAUGAAACUUUUAAUUUAUUAAAUUCAAUUCAUAAUUAUCAAGUUGAACAAAAUCGUAGAAGACAAGGUCAAGAACCAAAUGAAGAAUUAGGUAAUGAUGAAUCAUUAAAUGAUAAUUUAGAAGGUGAAGAAAGAAGAGUUAAAUCUUUAAUUGGAUUAUCAAAUGAAACAAUGGAAUUAUUCAAAUUAUUUACGAAAGAAGUACCAAAGGGAUUUGUAUUACCAGAAAUUGUUGAUAGAUUAGCAGGGAUGUUAGAUUAUAAUUUAUCAAUAAUGGUUGGACCAAAAGCAUCAAAUUUAAAAGUUGCAGAACCUGAAAAAUAUAAAUUUGAACCAAAAAAGAUUCUUAGUGAUAUAUGUGAAAUAUUUGUUAAUUUAUCAUUACAAAAAGAAUUUGUUAUAGCAGUAUCAAGAGAUGGUAGAUCUUUUAAUAUAGAAAUCUUUAAAAAGGCAGAAUCUAUAUUAACAAAUAAAACAUUUGUUGAUAAUAAAAUUAUAAAUGGUUUAUCAAUUUUUGCAAAAAAAGCUGAAGAAAAUAGAUUAAAUGAAGCAAAUGAAGAAUUAGAAUUAGGUGAAGUACCAGAUGAAUUUUUAGAUCCUUUAAUGUUUACUUUAAUGGAAGAUCCAGUUAUUUUACCAUCUUCAAAAAUAAGUAUUGAUAGAUCAACUAUAAAAGCUCAUUUAUUAAGUGAUUCAACUGAUCCAUUCAAUAGAGUUCCAUUAAAAUUAGAAGAUGUUAUUGAUGAUGUAGAGUUGAAAGCUAGGAUUACUGUUUUUAAACUGCAAAGUAAAACAGGUAAUGAAGACGUUGAAAUGACUGAAUGA